Molecule: messenger RNA, 444 nt
Organism: Boeremia exigua
Lineage: Eukaryota; Fungi; Ascomycota; Dothideomycetes; Pleosporales; Didymellaceae
Exons: 3
Coding region: 1-444 (147 amino acids)
Source: RefSeq, a predicted model, not a curated record
AUGAAUACCUGCAAGGACACCAAGAAUCACAUCAGUAAAUCCAAGAAGCCGAGCAAUAAAGGCCGGAGGCCAGUUUCAGGGGACCGUAUCCGUCGUGUCGAGGAAGUCGGUGUUAUUAUGCUGUUCACAUUACUCAUUUGUGGAGCAAGCGCCUUGAACCGGUUUAGUGGGUCCGUAUUCGCCGUGUUGAGGCAGUUAGUUAACUUUGAUCCUGGUGCAGGAAGCUUUGUCUACCUAGGCACACUAUAUACAAAGCGAAACACAGCUGGCAUAUAUCAACGCAGCAAAAUCUUGAUACUUUCUCUUGUACGAGUAUUGAUAACUGUGACAGGGAGUUCGCAUAGAAGUAGCCGGUUCUUGAUUGGCCAAGGUAUCUCGACGGUUUUUGGGUUUACCCGUCCGGCAUUUGACGACAGACCAGGACUGUCCCUCUUUUCGAUCUAG